This is a messenger RNA of Thrips palmi, 1658 nucleotides long. RefSeq names its product acid phosphatase type 7-like. Gene Ontology annotation, molecular function: metal ion binding; acid phosphatase activity. The coding region runs from base 139 to 1530 and encodes 463 amino acids. The record is from RefSeq and is a predicted model, not a curated record. The transcript has 10 exons. Lineage: Eukaryota; Metazoa; Arthropoda; Insecta; Thysanoptera; Thripidae.
CGUAAGCUCCUAGGGUUUUUUCGCUCUUGAGAUAAGAUCUUUUCGCGUCAUGCGAUAGCGAUAGACAAUAAACAAAGCGGCACACUCCCUGGUGCUCUACAACUAGUGCAUUGUCUGCCACUGGCAGUCGAAGUCGACAUGGUAUCGAUCCCGGGUGGAAUGUUGACAGCUCAGCAGCUCGUCAAAGUAAGCCUAGUCCUAGUAUCUUUAAGUACAGUAUGCCCUCUAGCCACAUCCUCUACAAUUGAGUAUUAUCAACCAGAGCAGGUGCAUUUAUCAUAUGGAGAAAACGUCUAUGAAAUGGUUGUUACUUGGACCACAUACAGUGAUUGUGAUUCCGUCGUAGAGUAUGGUAUUGGAGGAUUUGCACUCAAGGCUCAGGGUGAAACUAAGAAGUUCACUGAUGGAGGUUCAGAGAGCAGAUCUAUGUUCAUUCACAGAGUUAAGCUCAGUGAUCUCUCUCCUGAUGCAAAGUAUACAUAUCAUUGUGGAAGCAGUCUGGGAUGGUCUGGUGUGUUUUGGUUCUCAACAGCACCAGAAGAUUUAUCAAAGUGGAGUCCUCAUUUAGCCAUUUAUGGGGACAUGGGAAAUGAGAAUGCUCAAUCAUUAGCAAGGCUGCAAGAGGAAGUUCAAAGGAAUGUUUAUGAUGCAAUUAUACAUGUGGGAGAUUUUGCAUAUGAUAUGGAUUCUGACAAUGCUCGGGUCGGGGAUGAGUUUAUGCGACAAAUACAGUCUGUAGCAGCCUACCUGCCCUAUAUGACUUGUCCAGGCAAUCAUGAACAGACAUAUAAUUUCAGCAACUACCGGGCAAGAUUCAGUAUGCCUGGGGACACUGAAGGACUAUGGUACAGUUUUAACAUGGGCCCUAUUCACUUCAUUGCAUUGACAACUGAAGUGUAUUAUAAUUUUAACUAUGGAAUGAAACAACUAGUGAAACAGUUUUAUUGGCUUGAAGAGGAUUUGAAAGAGGCUACAAAACUGGAAAACAGAAAGCAACGUCCUUGGAUAAUCACAUACGGACACCGUCCAAUGUACUGCAGCAAUGAUGACUAUGAUGACUGCAGGCAGCAUUCAACAUUUGUUCGGAAAGGGAUACCUUUUCUGAAAUGGUUUGGGCUCGAAGACAUGUUUUAUAAGUAUGGUGUUGAUCUCAGUAUUUGGGCCCAUGAACAUUCAUAUGAACGUUUGUGGCCAGUAUAUGAUUACAAAGUCUAUAAUGGAAGCCUGAAUGCACCAUAUCAAAACCCAGGAGCUACUGUUCAUAUCACCACAGGAUCUGCUGGAUGCAGUGAGCGCACCGAUCCAUUUAUUCCAAUCAAACCCGAGUGGUCGGCUUUCCGGAACAGUGAUUAUGGAUAUACCAAAGUAAAAGCAUGGAAUGAAACACAUCUUUACCUGGAACAAAUAUCAGAUGAUAAGGAUGGAGAAGUUAUUGACUUCAUCUGGAUAAUUAAGGACAAGCAUGAAGCAUUCAAUUCAAAUCAACAGUUCAAUGGAGAUAAAGAAUUCAGAGAGGUCUCUUUAGAGUAGGUGAAUGCUCAAAGUCCACAUCAAGUAGAGCGCUGCCACUAUAUCACUAGUCACUACUUAUCAACAGUAUUUUUCACACUAUCUAUUUUUUCACACAACGAAUUUAAAUAAAUAUAUUUCUACUUGUU